Messenger RNA from Megalobrama amblycephala (Wuchang bream), 3562 nucleotides. RefSeq names its product transmembrane protein 271-like. Bases 550 to 1338 code for a protein of 262 amino acids. The record is from RefSeq and is a predicted model, not a curated record. The transcript has a single exon. NCBI's taxonomy places the organism in Eukaryota, Metazoa, Chordata, Actinopteri, Cypriniformes, Xenocyprididae.
UAGAUUUUCAAUGAGUAGCAUAUAUAUAUCCGCUGCAUAUGGAGCUCCUGAUGAUGAUGAUGAUGAUGACACGCUGUUAUCGUUGUUAUAUUUAAACCGAGACGGUAAUUUAGAAGUGUGACAUCACGAGGAACAGUGCGCGAGCCUCUAUGACACGUUCAGUAGUUGGUAAGUGAGACCAGUAGGGGGUCGGAUCGCUUUCCCCUGAUCUCCAGCCUCCAGCUCAAGUUCGGUCUCAGUGCUGCAUGAACGCGCGGCGAGAGAGGGAGGAGGACACUUCCCUCUCCAGCAUCAAACGCGAGGGAUGCGCUUCAUCGCCUUAGGGGACUGGAUGGAUGGAGCGACAGGGUCAUGAAGGUGACCACAACCUCUGGGUUGGAUUUAGGGGGCCGUUACCGCAGAAGGAGCCUAUCCAUAAUUAAUAAGAGCGAGUCGGAGAUCCUAGAAGCGAAGCGCAACCACCGGCGAGUCAUGUCACCAACUGACAGCGCUUCCAGAGGAGCUGACGAGGAGGACAAAGGAGGAUGAAGGAGGCAGAGGAGGAUUAUAAUGAAGCUGAGUGGCAAAGGACUGUGCACCAUCGUCUCCAGCAGUCUGCUCUUCGUGUGUGCCGUGAGCACCGUGGUCGUGGGAUUCAAAUGCAUCGCGCUGGGCUCCAGGGUGCGAGCGCACUUCCACCUGGGCACCGCGGCCGGCGCGUUCUACUCGGGCAUCCUGGUGGCGCUCGGGCAGGUGCUGAUGGGGGUGGCGCUGGUCUUUUGCCGGGGCAAGCCCAGGUGUGCGAAUUUCUUCCUCUUUGGGAUCUUAGUGUUUCUUCUGGGGGUCCUCACGGCGUUCUCGGGCGCGGUGGUGGAUGGCGACACGGUGUCCCUGGUGGAGAGGAAGUACGCGCACUAUUGCCUGGACUCUGUGGAUGUAAACCCGGCGUGCGACGGGCUCAAGGUGUACCAGCGGGGGCUGGUGGUCUCCACCGUACUUAACACUCUGGAGUGCCUCCUGGGGCUGAUGAACCUGGUUAUCAUUAAGCGCUACCAAGCGGAGCGGAUUCUCCGGAGACGCCGGACGCAGCGGCGGAGCGCGCGGAUUAUCCUCAACGAGGAGCGCGACUUCGCGGUCACGGAGUUCCAGCCGGUGUCCUACAUCAACCUGGGGGUGUUUCACGCGCUGGACGAGGCGGACGGGGAGGUGCAAAGCAGGGGCCACCCGUGCAUGGAGCUCCCGGGCUAUUCGCCCACCAAUCCGGAGCUUAAUCACUCGUACCCGUUCUCUUACCCGCUUCACAUCGAGUUGCCACCCGCCUACGAGGACAUAUUCCCCGGAGAAGAGAGCAGCAAAUAGCAAAGGAGCCGUUUUGCAGUGACAAUCACGCUGAACUUGGAAUUGACGCGUUUAUUUCGAGUUGCCUAAUGCACUUUUUAUUCGCUGGAGGUUAUACACUCGAAACCCUACAGUUGUGCAUAUAAACUACAAAACGAACAGGAUUAUGUGCAACAUUUGUUUUUUUUGACCCUCCUGACUGACUGAUUGUAUUCUCGGUUCAUCCCAUGUCAAAAUCCCAAAGGUUUGUGUACAGGAUUCCCAUUGGAAUUUUUGUCAUAUAGUUUGGAGUCUGUCCUAAAGGAUCCUGAUUUUCUUACAGUAUUCCAGCAGGGCACAAAACUAACAGAAGUUACCAACUGAGCAAAAAAAGAACAUGUGAGAAGGUAAACGUAAUAGAAGUAUGCAUUAUUAUUUCAGUUUUUCUGAUUGAUUGUGUUCCCAGUUCAUCUCUAGUCAAAAAGGUUUAUCUACAGGAUUCUUAUGGAAUUUUUUUUUGUUGUUGUUAUAAUCGGACCCGUUAUACAGUAUUCCAGCAGGGCACAAAAUGAAAAGAAGUUACUUACAUAUGAGAAGGUAAAUGUUCUGGAAGUAUGCAUUAUUUACAUGCAACAAUUGAUUUUUGUAGACCUAAUCAAUAGAUUGUGUUUCAAUUCGCCCCUAAUCAAAGUCCUAAAGCUUGUGUGUGUAUAGUAGUAUUAGUAUUCCAACAGAAAACAAAACAAAAACAAGUUCCCAGUUGGACUAUUACGAUUACCAACAGGAUCAAAUGUCCCUGAAAGGCCUGAAAUGAGACGUCUCAUGAUUUGUUUAGAAUCUCUUCAUCUCUGAUGUUUCACACAAAAAGCCAUUGCUGUUGGUGACAUUAAAAUGACAGGCAUUACCCAUCAGAGAGAACAUUUCUGCUGGCCAGGAUAUGAUUGUUUCUGCAUCGUGUUGUUCCAGAGUAAUAGGAGAACAUGUUCAGUCAGGUUCUGGAGUUGUAUGGUUCUCCUCUAGUCUAGUUUAUUCAUCGAAGGUUAACGCUUAAAACCUUGCCGGCGAUGAAGUAAAGAGUGAAAUAAUUAUUAUUUAAAUGUUUUUUAUGACCAUCAUGACUGAGUCUGUUAUAUUAUUCACUGUAAAAAAAGAAUUGUUGGUUUAACUUAAAAAAAGUAAGUUACCUGCUUCACUGAAAUUAAAAAUUUGAGUUAAUACAAUAAAGGUGAUUGAUUUAAUCAACAGAAACUCAAAAUAUUAUGUUAUCUGAAGUUGAUUUCACAAAAGAAAAAAUUUUGAAAUAAUAAAUCAUGAAAAUAAUUGUAUUGGAAUGUCUGUUAUUUGACAUUAUUCCAAUAGAACACAAAACACAUAUACUUUCCCAAUAGAAUGCAAUCCACAAUAGAAAUAAUAUUCAAUUUUAUUCUGUAUUAUUAUUAUUAUUAAUAAUAUUAUGCCAACAGAUUAAAAUGAUCAUGACAUCAAAGAACACACAUCACUGUCCAGUAGUUAUUUUACUAUCACUGUUUUAAUAUUUUUGAACCAAUUUUUAUUUUUUAUAUUUUCUGUUUUCACUUUAAUUUUAGUUAAUGUUUUAGUAAUUUUGUUGUACAAAUAUGUCUAUAGUUUUAAAUCAUUUUUAUUUUAGUGUUAGUUAUUUUAGUACAUCACGUUAAACUAGAGGAAAAUUUAAAAUGUUGCAUUGGCAACUAGUUGAACUAAAUUAAGUUCAUUUUAUAUCAGUUAAAGUUUAUUUCAUUUCAAGUGAUGUUUUUUGAAACACUUUUCAUGUGCAUUCAUAAAGUACAUUAUAAUGCAUUAUAUCUUUUCAUAAGUAAAUGUAACCAAAGGUAAAUGCAUUAUAAUAUUUGCAGAUUCCUUGUUUUAAUGCUUUCUAAAGGUGUGACAAUGAAGAGAAUAUUUAUAAUCUAUUAUGGUUGCAAUUAUUCAUUAGAUCAUUGGAUGCAAUAUAAUUUGCAUCACUAAUAAUGCAUUAAAAUAUAAUGCAUUAUAAAGGCUUACCAUGCUUUUAGUUAACUCUAAUAACCCUGCUGUCCAGUAGCAAGAAAUCCAAUCAAAUCCAAGAAGCAAACAAAACAGAAAAUUGCUUUUCAGACUUUUAGGAUUGGCACUAAAUUAUGACUGAAAUUUCAUUGGGAAUCCUGCCUUUUUUGACUAGGGAUGCCCGUGUAGUUUCUCUGUGGCUCUAUUGUUUUCCCUCAUAUUGCUUACGUUCAGCUUCUGAAUAAAAGGUGUAUUUACUCUC